This is a messenger RNA of Cladocopium goreaui, 1443 nucleotides long. Lineage: Eukaryota; Dinophyceae; Suessiales; Symbiodiniaceae. The record is from the annotation of a GenBank genome assembly.
AUGUAUCCCAAUUUCGAUAUUGGCGAUCAGCUGACGGUUGACAAAGUCUCGAAGCGAUGGCGUGAAUAUGAGAGGAGAGAUGUGGUGGUGUUCAAUCCACCGCCCAAAUUCAACGAAGUUGUAGGUGGCGACCGAUCUGGUGAUGCUCUCAUCAAGAGAAUAGUAGCAGUUGCGGGGGACACUGUUGAGAUCAAGAAUGGAGGAACCUUGUACCUCAAUGGCGAGGCUCAGGAUGAACCCUUCACCAAUGAGGCCUUUGUUUGUUGCCGUCCUUGCGGCAUCGCGCUAGGAUCUCUUGAAAGCCCUGCGCUAUUGCGCUUCGGGCACUGUUGCUUUGUAAGUCCUGGAAGGCCGCAAGAUAUGAUUUCGGACCUGUCCAAGUUCCUGAAGGAUGUGUUCUUGUGCUGGGUGACAACAGGCAUGUGCAAAAUUUCGUCCGUGCAAGCAGGUCCAACCUCCAGACUUGGAGGUUCUGGCAAACUCAGUGGCCCUGAGCAGCGAAACCAAAAGAAACCAAGGAGCUAUGCUGCUGACAAUGUGGAUACUGCCAGCACAUGUGCCAAACAGAUUCAAAAGUGCCCGGGCCGCAUCGUAAACGUUUACGGCGGCUUCGGCUUUUUUAAAAAACUCGGCGAUGCUGAUGGGCAAGACAUUUUCUUUCGAGCUGCGGAUGUCAUAGGCAUGAACUCUCUGGAUCCCGGCAGCCCGUCCACAGAGUGUCUGGAAAUUGUGCAGGCAAAUACAAGGAAUUCCAACGGAUUCAAAAAGUUCUACAUCACCUUGGAAGAUGAAGUCUCCUUUGUCAUGUCGAAGGACCAUACUGGAAAGCCUUGUGCAGCUGCUGUGAUGAAGGAACGAAAGGGCGCGUGGCGAACCAGCACCGGACGCCGGCGUAUUGGGGUCAAAGAAGUCAAGAAAGAAACCUUUAAGGACCAGGUCAAUCGCCUCACCUCCAUGGACACUGACCAGAUUCUUCAAAGUGCCAUGUUCUUCAAAGAGAUCCUCGAUAGCCCUGAAUUCGAUGGAAUUCACCUAUACAAAGUCGUAUCGAUGCUGGCAUCGAAGGACCUUCUGGAAGACACUCGAGCAGAUCGGAUCUACCGUUUGUUCUUGGAAUCAAGUGCUAUGCAGGCAUGUCUUCGCACAACCAUCAUUAAGCAAGGAGCAGGCAGACACAAUGGAAACUUCCUGGAGGAGUGCCUCAAAGUGAUAGUUGAGAUUGUGAUGCGCAGCCCAGCCUCCCAGGAGUUGCGUGGACAGCUGCCACUUGUAGAGCUCGUAGAAGUGCCACCACCUGCUGGCUGUGUCAACACUAGAACCAAUUGGAAACAUGGAAACACACAAAUCACAAAAGACAAAUCAGAGUGGCACGACCUGCGCCCGAUUGCAGCGCAAUCCUGGCUCAAGUCCCGAAAGGCCCUGAAGGAUCCUGAAGGAUCCUGA